UAUAGGGGCUCAGGGGUAGAUCUGCUUCUAGCCCCAUGUGAAUCAGCUCCGCCCAAUGAACACACAGAGCCACGGCCUGGAGGUGCUGAGCUCCUGAGGUCGGACAGUCUGGCGCAAGAAGCCCUGGGUCCUGACGGAUGAGGGACCUGAGAAGACAGAAGGCCACAGAAUCCGACCUGCGGGGAGGCAUGCGACCCACCGCUGCCUCGGUUUCCUUAUCCGCUGCCACAGGGACCCAGGCUACCUUUAACUGAUUCCUUAGCCCUGAGCCCCAACCUGCAGGAGGCGGCCAGAGAAAGCAGCCGCAGUCCCUGCACUUCCCAAAAGCGCAGCUGAGAGCUUUCCCGGCCGGGCCCACGGGUAGCUGGAGGGUCAGAGCCUACGGAAAGGAUCCGCCUCUCCUAGCCUGGGGCUCAGCAGGGCGAAGGUUGGUUCCCAAGGCCACGUGAAGCGCCCAAGCAGACAAGACUAAUGUCAGAAAAAAGUUAAGAUCGUCCCGGCCUCUGCAACGCGGCGCCCCGCUGCCACCUUCAAGAGCGGCUCUUGCAACAGUUGUCACCGCCCGCGCCAGCGGGUCCUAAUCCAGACAGAGGUCACAGCGGAGGAGCGAUGUGCCACCGCGGUCCUGGCAGGAGCCUCAGGCCGCCAUCGCAGCUGCUGCUGCUGCUGCCAUUGCUGCUGCAGCCUCCCUGGGCGGCCGGCGCCGCCGGGAAGAGCAACCUAGCAGAAGUCCACUAUGCAACUGCAUACUGGUUCCCUGAAUCAAAGACAGUGGAAAUCAAAAUGGUACUGGACAAGAAUGGGGACGCCUACGGCUUCUACAAUGACUCCAUUCAAACCACAGGCUGGGGCAUCCUGGAGAUCAGAGCUGGGUACGGCUCUCAGACCCUGUCCAAUGACAUCAUCAUGUUUCUGGCUGGCUACCUCGAGGGCUACCUCACUGCUCUACACAUGUAUGACCACUACACGAACAUGUACCCACAGCUGAUCAAGAAUCCCUCCAUCGUGAAGAAAGUGCAAGACUUCAUGAAGAAGCAAGAACUGUGGACUAGAGAAAACAUCAAAGAACGGAAAGACGACCCGUUCUGGAGACACACCGGCUAUGUGGUGGCACAGCUAGACGGGCUGUAUCUUGGAGCGCAGAAAAGGGCUUUGGAAGAGAAAACAAAGCCCAUGACAAUGUUCCAACUUCAGUUCCUGAACGCUGUUGGUGACCUGUUGGACCUCAUUCCCUCCCUAUCCCCCACCAAAAGCAGCAGCAUGGAGAAGUUUAAGAUUUGGGAAAUGGGCCACUGCUCCGCUCUUAUUAAGGUUCUUCCUGGAUUUGAAAACAUCUAUUUUGCCCACUCAAGCUGGUACACAUAUGCAGCCAUGCUCAGGAUCUAUAAACAUUGGGACUUCAACAUCAAGGACUCAUACACCACCAGCAACCGGCUCUCUUUCAGCAGUUAUCCAGGGUUCUUGGAGUCUCUGGAUGACUUUUACAUUCUUAGCAGUGGCCUGAUACUGCUGCAGACCACUAACAGUGUGUACAAUAAGACCCUGCUGAAGCUGGUGGCACCCAAGACUCUCCUGGCCUGGCAGAGAGUCCGUGUGGCCAACAUGAUGGCAAACGGUGGUAAGGAAUGGGCACGGAUAUUUUCACAGUACAACUCCGGUACCUACAACAACCAGUACAUGGUCCUGGACCUGAAGAAGGUGACCAUCAAGAAGAGCCUUGACAAAGGGACUCUUUAUAUUGUGGAGCAAAUCCCUACAUACGUAGAAAGUUCCGAUCAAACCAACGUCCUGAGAAAAGGAUAUUGGGCUUCAUAUAAUAUUCCUUUCCACAAAACAAUCUACAACUGGAGUGGCUACCCACUGCUGGUUCACAAGCUCGGUUUGGACUACUCUUAUGACUUAGCGCCACGUGCCAAAAUCUUCAGGCGUGACCAAGGAAACGUGACAGACAUGGCUUCCAUGAAAUACAUCAUGCGAUACAACAAUUACAAGGAGGACCCCUACAGCAAGGGUGAUCCCUGCAGUACCAUCUGCUGUCGAGAGGACCUGAAUGGAGCCAGACCAAGCCCUGGAGGAUGCUAUGACACCAAGGUGGCAGACAUCUUCCUUGCAUCUCAGUAUAAAGCCUAUGCCAUUAGUGGUCCCACAGUACAAGAUGGACUCCCACCUUUUACCUGGAGCCAGUUCAAUGAGACGCUCCAUCGGGGGAUGCCAGAAGUCUUUGACUUUAAUUUUGUUACCAUGAAACCAAUUUUAUCAUAGGACAAAAAGUGAGACACGGAGAUGAGAACACCAAAGGCACUCUCAGCUAUAUUUUCCCAUCUAUACUCUUAAUAAAAAAUAUUAAAUUCCCA
Messenger RNA from Mastomys coucha (southern multimammate mouse), 2354 nucleotides. RefSeq names its product phospholipase B domain containing 1 (gene Plbd1). Gene Ontology annotation, cellular component: extracellular region. The transcript has 11 exons. Gene Ontology annotation, biological process: phospholipid catabolic process. The record is from RefSeq and is a predicted model, not a curated record. Gene Ontology annotation, molecular function: glycerophospholipase activity. Bases 610 to 2262 code for a protein of 550 amino acids. NCBI's taxonomy places the organism in Eukaryota, Metazoa, Chordata, Mammalia, Rodentia, Muridae.